CCUAUAAAGAAGGCGCCCGAGGGUUGGCAGGUUCAGUGGCAGCCGGGCGAGCGGCGACAACAGGCAGGAGUCCUGAGCGACAGCGGCGAGCAGAACUACGGCGAGCGGGUAUCCCGUUCUGCUUCCAGAAGUGGAAGUGCACAUGGAUCGGGGAAGUCUGCAAGGCAUGCCCCUGCAAGGUCUCGCUCCAAGGAAGACUCCAGGCGCUCAAGAUCAAAGUCAAGGUCCAGAUCUGAAUCUAGGUCUAGAUCUAGAAGAAGUUCUCGGAGGCAUUAUACAAGGUCACGGUCUCGAUCCCGCUCCCAUAGACGUUCCCGUAGCAGGUCUUACAGCAGCCACAGCCACUCUCCUAUGGCUACGCGAAGGCGUCAUGUUGGGAAUCGGGCAAAUCCUGAUCCCAACUGUUGUCUUGGCGUGUUUGGUUUGAGCUUGUACACCACCGAAAGAGAUCUCCGAGAAGUGUUCUCUAAAUAUGGCCCCAUUGCCCAUGUGUCCAUUGUGUAUGACCAGCAGUCCAGGCGUUCCAGAGGAUUUGCCUUUGUGUAUUUCGAAAAUGCAGAUGAUGCCAAGGAGGCUAAAGAACGUGCCAAUGGAAUGGAACUUGAUGGACGUAGGAUAAGAGUUGAUUUCUCUAUAACAAACAGACCACAUACCCCAACACCAGGAAUUUACAUGGGAAGACCUACCUAUGGCAGCUCACAUCGCCGUGAUUAUGACGACAGAGGCUAUGAUCGAGGAUAUGAUGUUCGGGAUUACUACAGCAGGUCAUACAGGGGAGGAGGUGGAGGAGGAGGUGGAUGGAGAGCUGCACAAGACCGGGAUCAAAUUUACAGAAGAAGGUCACCUUCUCCUUACUACAGUCGAGGAGGAUACAGGUCACGUUCUCAAUCUAGAUCUUAUUCACCACGUCGUUAUUAGAGCAUGAAGUUGGAAAGUUUCUGAAACCUGCCAUAGAGCUGGAAUAUUGUUUGUUGACAAUAUUUU
This is a messenger RNA of Dipodomys spectabilis (banner-tailed kangaroo rat), 984 nucleotides long. Its product is annotated as transformer-2 protein homolog beta-like. Lineage: Eukaryota; Metazoa; Chordata; Mammalia; Rodentia; Heteromyidae. Gene Ontology annotation, biological process: positive regulation of mRNA splicing, via spliceosome. Gene Ontology annotation, cellular component: spliceosomal complex. Gene Ontology annotation, molecular function: RNA binding. The record is from RefSeq and is a predicted model, not a curated record.